Messenger RNA from Eimeria mitis, 1131 nucleotides. RefSeq lists its product as uncharacterized. The transcript has 3 exons. Lineage: Eukaryota; Apicomplexa; Conoidasida; Eucoccidiorida; Eimeriidae. The record is from RefSeq and is a predicted model, not a curated record. Bases 1 to 1131 code for a protein of 376 amino acids.
AUGCUGCUGCUGCUGCUGCUGCUGCUGGAGAGGCGUGGGGUCCUGCUGGGAUCAGACACCAUCGACAGCAGCGAGAGGCGUGGGGUCCUGCUGGGAUCAGACACCAUCGACAGCAGCUUCUGCUGCAGCCGCCGCAACAGCAUCAACGCCCUGCAUGCAGCAACGCAUGCACAGCUGCUGCUGCUCCUGAGGAGGAUCCAUCUAACUACAAUCCUUGCUGCAGCUGCUGCUGCAGCAGCAGCAGCAGCUGCUGCUGCUGCUGCUGCUGCGCUGGACGCCCAGUGGCGACAUUUCCAGCAUCCGCAGCAGCAACAGCAAAAGCAACAGCAGCAGCACAGCCGCGACCAUCAUCAGCAUCACCAUCAGUAUCAGCAUCACCGUCAGCAGCAGCAGCAGCAGGACCAGCAGCAGCAGCAGCAGCAGCAGCAGGACCAGCAGCAGCAGCAGCAGCAGCAGGACCAGCAGCAGCAGCAGCAAGUUACUGUUCGAUAUAUUCUCUGGAUCUUCUUGCGUUGUCUUGUUGAUGAGCUAACUACAAUCCUUGCUGCAGCAGCUGCUGCGGCUGCUGCUGCAGCUGCUGCUGCGCUGGAUGCCCAGUGGCGACAUUUCCAGCAGCCGCAGCAGCAACAGCAAAAGCAACAGCAACAGCACCACCGCGACCAUCAUCAGCAUCACCAUCAGCAUCAGCAUCACCGUCAGCAGCAGCAGCAGCAGCAGCAGCAGCAGCAGCAGGACCAACAGCAGCAGCAGCAGCAGGACCCGCAGCAGCAGCAGCAGCAAGUUACUGUUCGAUAUAUUCUCUGGAUCUUCUUGCGUUGUCUUGUUGAUGAAUCAUCUGCUGCUGCUGCAGCUGCUGCUGCUGCUGCUGCUGCGUUGCUGCUGCCUCUAAGCAGUUGGCCUUCACGAGGAGGACGCGCAGCAGCAGCAGCAGCUCUGCGGUGUCUGCUGUGGGUGCCCCCGGCGAGUCUAGAUUUGCUGCUGCUGCUGCUGCUGCUGCUGCAGCAACUGCUGCAGUUGGCCGCCCCAGCAGCUGCAGCAGCUGCAUCUGCUGCAGCAGCAACUGCCAGUCCCUCGGGUGUAUCCUCAGCUCCUCUGUUGCUGUCUUCAGCGCCUCCUCAUAUUCCUGCGUAG